Messenger RNA from Acanthoscelides obtectus, 303 nucleotides. The record is from the annotation of a GenBank genome assembly. NCBI's taxonomy places the organism in Eukaryota, Metazoa, Arthropoda, Insecta, Coleoptera, Chrysomelidae.
AUGGAAUCAUCCGCGUCCGGUUCAGGAGAAUCGCAAACUCAAAAAAGAAGUGUUAUUUGGAUGCAUUUCACCAAUAUAUCGGAAGCUAAUGCAAAGUCUAAUCUAUGUAAAAAUAUUUAUUCGCAUAAAAAUGGAAACAUUAGCAAUUUAAGGAAGCAUUUGAAAACUAAACAUCCGACUCUUUCAUUGGAAGGAGAAAGGGCAAAACGGCGGGUGGAAGACGAAAAUAUGCCUAGGUGCAAAAGGAACUUAGUUUCAGGCGUCGAUCCGGCCCUGCUGAACUUACCCUUUAAUAGCGCCUGA